Messenger RNA from Monoraphidium neglectum, 1212 nucleotides. Its product is annotated as Serine incorporator 3. The record is from RefSeq and is a predicted model, not a curated record. Gene Ontology annotation, cellular component: membrane. The transcript has 6 exons. Bases 1 to 1212 code for a protein of 403 amino acids. Lineage: Eukaryota; Viridiplantae; Chlorophyta; Chlorophyceae; Sphaeropleales; Selenastraceae.
AUGGGGGCCAGCCAGACUGUGUGCUGUCUAGUGCUGCGUGAUGAGCACAUCGCGCGGUCGUUUGCGGUGGCCAAGUGGACCUACUGCGCCCUGUUCACAGUCGUCACUGUCAUAACAUGGGUCCUGAGGGACUACAGCGAUGACUGGUUUUUGAAACACAGCACGAUAUUUGCCUACUGCCAGCUCCCCGGCUAUGAAGCCCUUUGCAGCGGCAAGCAGGUCGCAGUGCGCAUCAGCUUUGCCAACUUCUCAUUCUUCUUCACACACGCGCUGGUGCUGUUCUGGUGCACCUGGGAGCGCGACUUCAGGGCGGGAAUUCACACAGGGCUGUGGUUCUGGAAGAUCCUGGCUUGGGGCGGCGCGAUCGCCGGGUUCUUUUUUGUGCCAGCCAACGCAAUCACGGUGUACGCACAGGUCGCGCGCUACGGCGCGGGCCUGUUCCUCGUGUUCGUCAUGAUCGAGAUGGUGUCGUGGGUCUACGACGUCAACGAGUGGUUGCUGCGCAGGGACAGCAAGCCGGCCUGGGCGGCGCUGGUCCUCGGCGCCGCGGUCUCGAUCCUCGGGGGCCUCGCGCUGAUAGGCGCAGCCUACUACUUUUAUGCGGCCACCCCCGCCUGCCACCUCAACCUGUUCUUCAUCACAUGGUCCAUCGUGGUGGGGUUCGCGCUCGUGGGCGUGCUGUUCGUCCCGAACAGGCUGGAGGUGGCGGGGCUGAUGACGAGCGGCGCCGUGUUUGCGUACUGCUCGUACCUCCUCUACAGCGCCCUGGGGCGCGUGCCGGGCGACGCGUGCGUGCGGGUGGCGGUCAGCGACCAGUGGGUGCAGAUCGUGGGCUUCUUCCUGGGAAUAUUUGCGGUCUGCUACAGCACAAUGUCGCUGGGGACGAGCUCAAUCUUCGGCGGCAAGCAAAGCGGCGACAGCAGCGAAGCAGGCGGCGGCGGUGACACCAGCGGCGGCGGCGGGGACUUGGCGAACGACAGCGGUCCCUUGCCAUACCGGCCGGACGCGUUCCAUCUAAUGUUCGCGUUGGCUUCCAUGUACAUGGCCAUGUUGUUCACAAAUUGGCAGGUGUCGUCCAGCACUGCCAAAUUUGAGCUGGGCACGGGGUGGACCAGCACCUGGGUGACCAUGGGCUCAAAGUGGUUCUGCGAAGCGCUGUACCUCUGGACGGUGGUGGCGCCUGCUAUCCUGCGCAACCGGGACUUCAGCUGA